This is a messenger RNA of Amoebophrya sp. A25, 2487 nucleotides long. Lineage: Eukaryota; Dinophyceae; Syndiniales; Amoebophryaceae. The record is from the annotation of a GenBank genome assembly.
CUCCAGUGUCUGAGCAUCAGAUGCAGAUUUGAUGGCUACCCGACGACCUCCAUACUGCCCUGUCCUUCACCCUUUCUUUGUAAGCCUUCCACUUCCUUGCCCUUGGUAAUUAUAGAUAUAACUCUCAAUUUUCAUCGAAUUCGAAUCGGAAUUGUCUGAAGCUUGAAUAUUUUUUCACUUUCGGACUAGCAACUACCACAACCUCGUAUUACACCAGUUAGCCUAUCAUGAUAGCAUUGUAAAUUUUUAUUUUCAUCAGUUAUUUUAUUUAUUAUCUUCACGACCUGUAGCUGUAACGUUAUUGUCAUUUUGAUGAAACAGGAUGUCGAAGUCCACUAAUCCUAAUGGUCGUGCGACUGACGUCAGUCCUGAUGUUAGUCCCGCGAGCAGCAGUACGUGUACGUCGCCACUUGGAGCACCAUGCAAAGGCGAAGGUAGUGUGAUGUUUACUUCCGCGGACUAUUUCUUCGAUUCCUAUCGCGGAUCUUCCGUGUUUGAGUGCAUCUUGAAGGAUGAAAAGCUGAAUAGCGCUUAUUCUUAUGCGAUUCGACGGAACGAGCAUCUUUUCACGGACAAGAUUGUUCUCGAUGUCGGUUGCGGCUUUGGUCAGCUAUCCAUGCUUGCGCUGGAUGCAGGGGCAGCAGCCGUCGUGGCAGUGGAGCAGUCACCUGAGGUUGUCCAAGUGGCCGCCGACAUAGCCAAGAAGAACGGCUCUCAACCACGCUUCUGGGGAAGAGGUUGUGAAAAUCGCGACACAGUACCCGAAAAUAGAGAGGUCGAGGGCCAGGCUAGUACAACAAGCGGCUGCCCUAAGCCUAACUUGAAUCAACAUGAUGGCUGCAAGCUCCAUUUCGUGACGGGUAGUCUGCGACAGCCGGGCACUCAGCAGGCGGUACAGAAUGCGCUCAAGGCUCUAGGAAGUGCUCAAGCUCAUGUAGAUAUCAUUCUUUCGAUACCCUUUGGAUAUUGCCUCUUUUUCGAGAGUCGUUUGCAGGACGUCUGCCUUGCUCGGGACUUGUUUCUGAACAAGAAGACGGGAUUGUUGAUACCUGAUCACGUUGAGUUGCAGGUACGAGCCGUGGUAUCCGCAGAUGAGUGGAGCACACCAACUUCUUGGAGACGAGGAGCCGCGGAUGGUAACGGAAAGGACGACCAUCGACACCAAGAAGCCGCAGAAUGCCAUGGUGACGAGGCUAUCGAAUACGAUGAAGACCAUGGUGCUGAAGACGACGGAUGGGAGCUAGAAUGGGACAACCAACCUAGGAGGCGGAGACAUUGGUGGCGGCGGCAGGCUAAAAGCGAUAUUGACGAAGAUCAUUAUAACGCUAGAAGCGCGGGAAAGUCUUUGUCAAGUAAGCGGCGACGCAAGAGCUGUGGUAACGUGGAUGCGCAGAUGUCAGCAACUCUACGUGAAGAUACCGCCAGCAUUGCGUAUGAAGGAAACGCGUGUGGCCGCGCAUCUUCAACAUCAGAUUCGUAUAAUCACAGCGACUUUCAUUACGAUACUCGAGCAAACGCCCCAGAUUUGUCUAGCUUUUAUGGUUUUGACUUUUCGCCAUUACAGCGGGUUGCGUUGCGGGAGCCACUGCACUCGAAUGCACUCUCCUCUGAAGCUGCUGUAUGGUCCGAUCCAGCGACCACUGUAACCAGCUUGAAUUUUUACACCAUGGACCGCGAUUCAGCUCGGGGAAAUUUCGCGACCGAGAUUUUUCUACGCCGUGGACGGCAAGAACAAGAUGAAGGUACAGAAGACGACGACUGUGAAGAAGAUCCGUACUGGGUCGACGCCUUAGCUUUUACCUUCAGGUUAGAGUUUUUUCAGUCGUCCACAGACUUGGCGUUUCAGUGCGAUACCUACGAUACGAGUGCCGUGCCCAGUUGCUACCGUCAAACUUACUUUUCCUUGCUGAAGCCCCUUCCUGCAUACCGGGACUCAGCUUUCAGAGUGCUCUUGCACGCCGUAAAUCGUCCUGAUAAGCGCGACCUGCAUUUCAAGUUGGGGAUUUUGGAGGAUCUUUCCAGCUGCAAUCUCACUUCAAGUAUUGCUCAAGCUGGACAAACUCAUGCUGUUGCGAAGAAAACCAAAAGGAAUAGCAGUGGAAGCCACUACGAUUCGUCCUCGAGCGAAAAGGAGGACCAAGAAGAGGGGCUCUCUCAGCAACGAAAAGAUGCGAAGCAACUAUCUUUUAGAGCGCAUCAGCAACAGCUUCCCCGCUUACAAUACUUCGAUUUGACGUCAUGAACACUAAUUAUAGAUACUGAUUUAGCUUCUUCUUUUAUUAAAAAAGAGUUCUGGCUGUACUGGUUCGUCACUCAAGGAUGUGUACUAGGUUCUUCAAGGAUGCACACCUUCACCUAUGCAUUGUUUUUUUUUUACCCACGUGAUUCAUGUUUGACACGUCGACAUCGAUGACAUUGGAUGGGUUCUUGUCGUCGUCUACAAUUCCUGUGUUUACAAGUAAAUGAUCAAACACCGAUGCCGCUUAC